Messenger RNA from Vicia villosa (hairy vetch), 636 nucleotides. RefSeq lists its product as uncharacterized. The transcript is spliced from 2 exons. The record is from RefSeq and is a predicted model, not a curated record. Lineage: Eukaryota; Viridiplantae; Streptophyta; Magnoliopsida; Fabales; Fabaceae. Gene Ontology annotation, biological process: telomere maintenance; DNA repair. The coding region runs from base 1 to 636 and encodes 211 amino acids. Gene Ontology annotation, molecular function: DNA helicase activity.
AUGGGUGGAUCCAAAUCAUCUGACAAGAUAUUUGGAGGUAAGGUCAUUGUUUUUGGGGGCGACUUCCGGCAGAUUCUACCAGUUAUACCUAGAGGAAGCCGUUCAGAUAUAAUUCAUGUGACAAUUAAUUCAUCGUACAUAUGGGAUUAUUGUGUUUUUUUGAAGCUUACAAAGAAUAUGCGACUUCAACAGUCUGGGAACAACACAAGUUCUUCUGAGCUGGAACAAUUUUCGAACUGGAUAUUGAAACUCGAGGAUGGAAAAUUAGUGGAACCUAAUGAUGGUUAUGCAGAGAUUUAUAUUCCUCCCAAACUGUUGAUAUCAGAUUUUGCUAAUCCACUUGAAGUAAUUUUUCAUAAUACAUAUCCAAAUUGUGUUGUCAAUUACAACAAUGAGACAUUCUUGCAAUCAAGAGCAAUAUUGGUUGGAACUAUUGAGACAGUUGAUCAAAUAAACCAGUAUGUAUUAGAACUUCUUCCAGAAUAUUUAUCAUCUGAUUGCGUUGAUACAAGUGAUGGUGACAGCAAUGAAUCUUUCAAUGUAUUAACUCUUGAGUUUUUAAAUACACUCAGAUGUCCAGGUCUUCCCAAUCAUAAGAUUACAUUGAAGAUUGGUACUCCGAUCAUGCUUCUUUGA